UCACAUUCACUCACCCAGCCAGUGCGUGUGCAGGAACCUGUAACUCUCCAUUUACUUUCCCUCCAACUGCCUGGAAGUCUUCCCGCGCAAGAAGCGUGGAUUCAGGCCCGCUGAGCAACGAGCGCGGCGCGACUCACUCACACGUCCUCGAUUUCGUUCUCAGGGAGCAGUGGCGGAAACAUGACCCCCGGGCGUGUGUGGCCCCCACGAAAGACACUCCUCCCUGCUGCAGGAUCUUCCAAGGCGCUAGACUGACCGGCCAAGAGGCCCCUGCUACGAGAGGCCUCGCCGCCAUAAGAGAGCGAGCGCGAGACGCGAUGCGAGCUCCGGCGGGCGCCCACGCCGCCUGGUCGUGGGCGGCGCGGGCGCAGGGCUGGAUGGUGGCGCUCGGGGUACUGUGGGCUUGCCUCAGCCUGCGAGGGAUUAGCGUGCAGGCGACGCAGGCCCAAUUCGGGCCCCAGUGCGAGGAGAUCAAGAUCCCCAUGUGCCGCAACAUGCCCUACAACCUGACGCGGCUGCCCAACCUGCUGCACCACUCCACGCAGGAGAACGCGCAGCUCGCCAUUGACCAGUUCGAGCUGCUGCGUUGGACCAAGUGCUCGGACCAGCUGGAGUUCUUCCUGUGCUCGAUGUACGCCCCGAUCUGCACGGUGGACUUCGCGACCGAGGCGGUGCCGCCGUGCCGCAGCGUGUGCGAGGCGUCGCGGGACGGCUGUGAGCCCCUGCUGCGCCGCUUCAACAUCCCGUGGCCCGAGAGCCUCGAGUGCGCCCACCUGCCCGUCUACGACCGCGGCGUCUGCAUCACGCCCGAGGCUAUCAUCACCGCCGAGGCGUCGCCGCAACCUGAGGUGGAGGAAGGACCCUGCGAGUGCCUCAGGCGACCGAAGCUCCGGGAGAAGAUCUACAAAAAGAGAGACUUCGAUUACGUGCUCCGAGGAACCGUGCAGAGCGUGGACACCUUCGGCGGACUCACCCUGACGACGGUGCUGGUGAGCCACGUGGUGCGCGCCGGCCGAGUGCGCGUGUUGGCGGGCGAGAGCGCGCAUCUGUGGACCAACCGCUCCUGCGCCUGCCCCCCCCUCGCCCUGGCGCAAGACUCGCUGCUUCUGGGCUGGGAGGACUUCGCCAACAGCCGCCUGCUGUACCUGGAGGGAAGCAUCGUUGUUCCAUAUCGCAAGAGAUACGUCAAGAAAAUUCAGGCUUGGGACGGCUUCACGUGGAAACCGCCCACCCCACGCCCUCCCGACCCUCCCCUCGCCCAACAUCACAAUAAGCGGGGCAAUGGGCGGCAAAUCACGCCCCCACCCGCCGUCCAUACAAGUGGGCAACAGCAGGAGGGGGAAAAAGAACCGAAGUGAUAGAAGGAGGAGGAGGAAGGAGAGGAGGCGAAGGAGGAAGUCGAAGUCGCGGAGGCUGAGAAAGAAGCAGCAGAACGGGACGGACACGCCGGUGACGUAGAAACCGCGGGCGGCGCGUCCUCUGCCGGGCGGCCCUCGCAGACGCGGAAGAGGAGGCUGCCCUCGCCCAGGAGGCUUCCGAGUGGGCUUCCCUGUGUCUCCUUCGGGUGCUUCGUGCUCUCGGAAUCCGCUUCAAGGGAACAAAGCCUUUUGAAGCUUUGGGGAACGGAACUGGCCUGGUUACCUGCGUGACCAGAAUGUGCUGUUGAUGAACUUGCAUAUGUAUGUGUAUGUAUAUG
Molecule: messenger RNA, 1696 nt
Organism: Penaeus vannamei (Pacific white shrimp)
Lineage: Eukaryota; Metazoa; Arthropoda; Malacostraca; Decapoda; Penaeidae
Source: RefSeq, a predicted model, not a curated record